This is a messenger RNA of Oryctolagus cuniculus (rabbit), 1667 nucleotides long. RefSeq names its product transmembrane protein 60 (gene TMEM60). The record is from RefSeq and is a predicted model, not a curated record. Lineage: Eukaryota; Metazoa; Chordata; Mammalia; Lagomorpha; Leporidae.
UAGCAUUCGGCGAGCUUCUACCGUGGUGGUUUAUAGAGGCGGAACUGAAUCUUAUUCUUAAUUAUCAUGUGACGGGUUCAGGAUUUCAUGGGGGGGAAAGCGUGGAAAAGGACAAGGAUCCAAGCUGGCGCCCUUCCUCAUCUUCGCGGCCCUCUCCGCUCUCCGACCGGCGGUGCUGCCAGGGUGUAUUUCCCUUUUUUCGACCCUGCAACAGCCUCUUUAAACUGUUUAAAUGAGAAUGUCCUUGGCUCAGAGAGUACUACUCACCUGGCUUUUCACAUUACUCUUCUUGAUCAUGUUGGUGUUGAAACUGGAUGAGAAAGCACCUUGGAACUGGUUCCUCAUAUUUAUUCCAGUCUGGAUAUUUGACACAAUCCUCCUUGUCAUGCUGAUUGUGAAAAUGGCUGGGCGGUGUAAGUCUGGCUUUGACCCUCGACAUGGAUCACACAAUAUUAAAAAAAAAGCAUGGUACCUCAUUGCAAUGUUACUUAAAUUAGCCUUCUGCCUUGCACUCUGUGCUAAACUGGAACAGUUUACUACCAUGAAUCUGUCCUAUGUCUUCAUUCCUUUGUGGGCCUUAUUGGCUGGGGCUUUAACAGAACUUGGAUAUAACGUCUUUUUUGUGAGAGACUGACUUCUGAGUACAUCAUCUCGUUUCUGUUGCUGUCCAACAAGCUAUCAUUAAAGUGUUCUGAAUCUUUGCAAGCUUCAAGGAUACCAGAGAACUAUGGGGAAGUAUCACACAUAGUUUUACCCUGCUUCCAUAAGUCGAGAUUGGUGAAUGAUGGACUCCUGGUCGAUCCAAAGCUUGAUUAUUCAGUGUUGGAAUUGUUGCUGUCCUUCUAUACCUAUGUAAAUAAAGUUUGAUUUGGACCUCAUUUUUCUACACGACUCUUGAAUAAAUAAUCUAUUGUAUGUGGUCGGUAUUUUAAGUCAUUAAUACAGUAUUAAAUCUACAUAUUUGGAUUUUUAGAUCGUGGUCUGUUAUGACCAAAGUAAAUGACUAUUUGUGCUUCUAAAUUUUGAAGGAAAACAAUGUAUAGUUAUUGAAAUAGUUCAGGGUACCGCUUCACGUUUACAUUCAGAAAGAGUCUUGAGUUUGACAGACUUUUAACCUAGGCCAAGUUCACUGUUAGGUCUGCCCUCUGUUUGAGACAAAUUAGUAGAGGUGGUAUGUUAAAGCAGCAGAAGCUUACCUCUUCCUUAUAUUCUAGUUCAGUAAGGAGAGGCCCAGUCUGUGCCCUUGUCCUGAGAUUUCAGGGAAUUCGCACCCCUGUCACUGGUACAAGUGUCUUGGUUUGAGAGAUCACGUGGUCACCCUACUAACGUACUUAACCAAUCCCAGUGAAGCACAGGUGGCAGUACUUAAAAACACUCAGAGACUGAAGUGUAUAACCUUAAAGCAAAAUGGUUGUUCUUGCCCUGUACAACUCUCACUUUUAAGCUCUGGGAGAUCUUUAUGUGGGAUUUUGUUUUCAAAAAGAUUUAACAAACAAAAAAGUGAUUUCUGGCCAAUUAGCACAAGAUUGCUUUGAUACAGCAUUUUGGUCUAGUUCUCAUGAUGACAAGACAACAUAAUGACAGACAACAUAAAUUUCAGCCACACCACCAGCUUGGAUCCUUUCUGGGCAUUUGAAACUAAAUAGCUAAAUAAAAAAAAAAAUCAA